GUCGCCUAGCAACCGUCGCCUGGCAACCGUCGCCGUGGAGACGCAGGGACGCGCAGCCGUGACAGCCGCCACAGCCGAGCUGGGCCCAUUGCGAGCCCAGCGGCCCGGACCCGCGACUGAAGAAGAUGUCUCUGUCCACGCCGGAGCUGCCAUUUUUGCCCGGGAAUUCCUUCAGGGACCCUGCCAAGCCCAGAUUCCAUCGGCUGCAGACGCUGGACUACAGAAAUGGGUACGCGCAGCCACGGGUGGCGAGCGCUGGCGUGGGCGCAGAGGCACCGCAGUGGGGUCCGACGCAAGUGCAGCCCUCUUUGGCCGAGCUGGAGGAGAUGGCCACGCAGCAGGCCCUUCUUACCUAUGGGCCACCCCGCACGCCACCACCACCGCCGUUCGUGCCUGCGCACGUCAUCUGGGACAAGAAGGUGCUGCGGUUCGAUGCCUACUUCAAGCAGAAUGCGGACGAGUAUUCUGACGAAGACGGAUUCAUUCGUCCGGUCAUCAUAUACUAUUACCUGGAGGAUGACAGCAUGGUGGUGAUGGAGCCCCCGGUGGAGAACUCUGGUCUCACGCAGGGGAAGCUCAUGAAGAGGCAGCAAAUGCCUAAGAACAACGAGGGGCACACUUGGCACUGGAAGGACCUCAAUGUGGCGACCAGCAUCACGAUGUACGGCAAGACUUUCCACAUCAUCAACUGCGACCGCUUCACUGCCGAUUUUCUGCAGAGCGAGGGGAUAUUGCUGAAUGAGCCAGAGGCGAUGCCAUCAAAUCCACGCCAGGAGAUGCCUCCGCCUGCUUCGGCUGCCCCAAUGCAAACCGCCUUGGACAAGCUCGGCCAGUUUCUCACCAUGGACCGCAAGGUGCUGAGGUUCUACUGCGUAUGGGAUGACAAGGAGAGCGGCGAGGUUCGGCCGGUGGUGCUGCAGUACUACCUGGUGGACGACACCCUGGAAGUGCGAGAGGUUCACCAGCCCAACGAUGGCCGGGACCCCUUUCCCGUGCUGCUGCGUCGACAGCGCAUCCCCAAGGAUCGUGGCUCCAUCAGCCCUACGUUCCCAUCGUGCGUCCUGGAGCUGUCAGACCAGGAGGUGUCGGGGUGGCUCUCGCCCAAGGACCUGGUCCUAGGGAAGGAGGUGGAGGUAAUGGGACGCCGCUUCUUGCUGUACGACGCGGACCGUUUCACCAAGGACUUCUACCAGAAAUACCUCAAGAUGUCAGAUGUCACUCCCGUGGAACCGCCCCAGCAGUACCCCACGUACUCCAUCACACGGGAAAUUCCACCAUACAAUGGGCUUGGGUCCCUGGAGGACUCGCUGCAAAACUGCCUCACUUUGGUGCCACAGCCGCCCAAGAAGGAUGUUGUUAAAAUGCUGGAGAACAACGGCAAAGUGCUGCGAUACGAGGCUGUGCUGGACUCUGUACGGGCAGUUGAGAGAGGACGGCGUUUUAUCAUCUCGUACUACCUGUCCACGGACACGGUCAGCAUUUACGAGCCGCCCGUUCGUAACUCCGGUAUCGUGGGUGGCAAGGUACUGGAGAAGACACGCAUCUCCAAGCCAGGCACCUCCACCGAGAGCCCGGAGUACUACGGACCAGCCGACUUUGCCAUUGGCGCCACUAUUCACGCUUUUGGACACAGGUACAUUAUCACCGAUGCUGACAAAUAUGUACUCAAGUUUUUAGAGGAGAAUGCUGCGAUGAUCCCACAAGCAACUCUCAAGACCUUUCAACAGAAGCACGACACAGCAAAAUAUGAGGAGCGAGAGCCACUGGAUACUGAAGCAUUGGCUACGGUGCAAGAGCAGUAAUAGUAUAAUGAUUCCCACUGCCAUCCUGCUUCUCCUCUGUAGCUUUUAAAUACUGCAAUACGAUUGAAAUAUAGUAAUUUCAAAUCGCAUUGUUGGAGCCUUAUACUCAGGGCUUAAUUUCCCACUGAAUGAUUUCUGGGUCACCAGUAGGCUGAAGUAUUCACAUGAAUAGUAGCGACAUCCGCAGCGAUAGGUAAAGUGGAUGUGGUGUGCCGGAUGCAACUCAGACAGUCCCAGCUGAAAUCAGGCCCUGCUUAUACCGUAUUUGAGUCAUAUUACAAUGUGGGUGCCGACUAACUACUGUUAUCUUCUAGAUUUGAAGUUUUCGUGACUGCAAGGAUCCAUACUCUUUGGUUCUUUCGGUAAAGUCACGUAGGUAAAAAAAAUGAAAACAACUAAAUUAAAUCACAUUUUUUUUAACCUACGUGAUUUUAUUGAAAGAACCAAAGAGUACUGUUAUCUUUUCAAAUUUUAAUCAGACUUGAUAUUCGAAAACCAUACCUUUGUUUCAUUUUAAUACAUAUAUGUAAAACACAUAAAGGAACACCACAUUAUUUCAAUCAGCACAGGAAGUCAAAACUAACUUUGUAAACUGUGGAGGUUCUCUAGAACAUUAAAAUAUUAACAUCAGUUAAUAUGCUGUCUAGCAACUCAUUACAUGGAUUCAUUUAAACUAGCAAACGUGCUUCUUUUAUUCCCCAAGUUUGAGUAUAAAUCGGUUAAAAAAAAAUUCACCACUGAUGUUAGCCAUAGCUGGUAAUUAAACUUAAUUAAUUGAGUUCAAAGUGCAAUGCGCUAAGCACCGCAUUAUUACUUCACCCCACAUUCUAAUAUAUUGGGGUAAAUAGAGUAUUUUAUAGCAAUAGACACCUUGUUGGCAUGUAUGUGUUUCAUUGGAAAAUGCUUUAUGCAUUUUUUUCUAAAGUGUUGCAGUGCUACACGUUUGGCAUUGAUGUGUGCUGCUAAGUAGUUUUUGUGAAUUGAUUAGAAAUGUUUGAGAAAAUAUUUUUCAAAAGCCCUGUAGAAAUAUUAUCUCUUCAGCUGUUACUUUGGUAUUUUCUGUAUCUUUUAUAGUUCAUACAGAGAAGUGCAUGACGAAAUCCCACGUGGUACAAGAAUGGAAAUCCGUGUAAACUUUUCCCCUUUUCCGGGCUAAAUUGGUAAGAAAUGUAUCCAAAACAUGAUGCAAUAACUUGCUCCUGAAUAAGACUGUGGAGGGAUAUUUUAUUCCAGAAAGAAGCAGACAGAAGAGCGGGUGUACGGAAUGUGCCCUCUCAAUGAUGGUACACACACUGAUAAUAGUCCUGCAAUUCAUUAUUAUCGGUGAACUUCCUCUACAGCAGCUUCACAUUACAGUGUACUGCUAUGUUUACAUGCACAAUGUGUUUCAGAAAAUCCAAAGGCAAUACAAAAAUUAAUAUUGUGGUUCGUGUCAUUACCGUGUUUUUUUUGGGCUGAUAAUAUUUAAUCUUUGAGUGUUAAGAAUGAAAACAUUUAUCUUGCUUUAGAUGCUUGCUAAUUCAGUAAUCACAGUACAGUUUAUGUCUUGUAUGGGUGGGGAAAUUUAGGUUUAUUCCAUCACAUGAAAUGGGGUGAAGAGCUCAUGUUACUGAAUUAACAUGUAAAUGAGAAAUAUCUAAACUCUAAAUUUUGAAUAAAGCAAUUUAAAUGCCUGUAUUAAAGUGUGUGGACACCACUAAAAAAGUUCAACAUAUAUACCACUUUAUCGUUUUGAAGUUUUGUCAUUUUACACUCAUGUGCCCUAAUUGGUGAUAUAGUCCGUUAUUGUAACGAUCAGUAUCUUUAAGUUGGGCACAUGAAUGGAUUUGUGAAUUUUUUUUAAAUGGGACAAACACUGAUUUAGUGGUGUUUGGUUGCAGUUGUACCAUGAAAACCUUGAUGAUAGGGCUGGCAUAUUUUGGCAGUUUUCUGCCUUUCCAAAAAUAAAUCUGCCUGCAACCUACA
This is a messenger RNA of Petromyzon marinus (sea lamprey), 3767 nucleotides long. It is a transcript of the gene EFHC1, whose product is annotated as EF-hand domain containing 1. Gene Ontology annotation, biological process: mitotic cytokinesis; cilium-dependent cell motility; mitotic spindle organization. Lineage: Eukaryota; Metazoa; Chordata; Hyperoartia; Petromyzontiformes; Petromyzontidae. Gene Ontology annotation, molecular function: alpha-tubulin binding. Gene Ontology annotation, cellular component: axoneme; mitotic spindle. The record is from RefSeq and is a predicted model, not a curated record.